Messenger RNA from Acipenser ruthenus (sterlet), 4463 nucleotides. RefSeq names its product matrix metalloproteinase-21-like. Gene Ontology annotation, molecular function: zinc ion binding; metalloendopeptidase activity. The transcript is spliced from 7 exons. The record is from RefSeq and is a predicted model, not a curated record. The coding region runs from base 152 to 1801 and encodes 549 amino acids. Gene Ontology annotation, biological process: proteolysis; extracellular matrix organization; collagen catabolic process. Gene Ontology annotation, cellular component: extracellular matrix. Lineage: Eukaryota; Metazoa; Chordata; Actinopteri; Acipenseriformes; Acipenseridae.
CGCUCCGCCAUGACAGUGACUCACGGGGGAGUGGUGAGGGAGGCACGCCAGCCCGGCCAGCAGAAAGAGACAUCUCAACAAAAAUGGAAGGGCAGAGGCUGGGAACUGGGAGAAACAACCCUUUCAUAGAAACCCUGCUGCCAAGUCUGAUAUGGGCCUCUUUGAAGAAGGACUGCCUCCUCAAGGUUGCUUGCUUCUGCCCAUGCCUGAAACAGAGUACAAGGAGGACCUUCGCAGCUCAGUGUCUGGACAGCAGGACACUAAACCCCAAACACUCACCCCUAGAGAUCCAGCUGCUUUUUUUAAUCCCAAAAUGGUAUUAGCUGGUGCUGUUAAACCUUUAUCCCAUAAAACCAACUCAUUAGUGCAGAGAAAUAACAACACAUUGUCAGGAGAGAAACAAACAUUCAGAAACCAAAUUGACACCCAAACUUUAUCACCCAAUUCCAACCCAACUGAGGCUGAUGUUCCCAAUCAGAAUGAUUCUAAGAGCUCCCUGAUCCACAAGUUGAGGAAGAGGUCUUUGACUCUCCUGACCUUCAGGUCCAAACGGGCACGGAGGAUCGAUGCCACACUGGAACUGGCGUCAGGGAUGGCAUUUGCCAAGCGUCUUCUGAAGUGGCGUCUCAUGCCUGAAGGGUACAGCGCUCACCUGACCCUGAUGGAGCAGCGUCUGGCACUCAGGCAGGCGUUCCGUCGCUGGAGUGAAGUGGUGCCCAUUGACUUCCAGGAGGAUCUCACUGCAUCCAUGUCAGAGAUUGACAUCAAGCUGGGAUUUGGAACAGGCCGUCACUUGGGCUGUCCGCAGGUGUUCGACGGAGCUUGGCAGGAGCUGGCGCACAGCCUGCAGCAUGGGGACAUCCACUUUGAUGACAAUGAGGCCUAUAGCACCUCCGACUCCCACCCAGGGGUCAGCCUGCUCAAGGUGGCGGUUCAUGAGAUAGGCCACGUCCUGGGGCUGCCCCACCUCCUCCGCCCCGGCUCGGUGAUGCACCCCUACUACUCCCCUACUGGCAGCACCGUGGAGCUGGACUCCGAGGACAGGAGGGCUAUUCAGCAGCUGUACGGGGUGUGUGAGGGGCCCUUUGACACUGUUUUUGACUGGGUGUGGAGGAAGACCAAUCAGCAGGGGGAGCCAGUGAUCCGCUUCAACACCUAUUUCUUCAGGAAGGGCUGGUACUGGCUGUAUGAGAAUCGUAAUAACCGCUCGCGCUCCAGGGACCCGCGGGAGGUGCGCUCAGGCUGGCAGGGGAUUCCUGUGGAGAGCAUCGAUGUCUUCAUUCACGUCUGGACUCGCUAUUGCAAUGCUGCAUACUUCUUUAAAGGCACGCAGUACUGGCGCUAUGACAGUGAGAACGACCAGGCUUACACUGAGGACCCACAAGGGCACCGAUACCCCCGCAGGAUCUCACAGGGCUUCCCUGGCAUCAGCGGCCCCGUCGACACAGCUUUCUUCCACAGGCGAGAUCACUGCAUCUACUUCUUCAGAGGACACAUGGUUACAGUGUUCAAUGUCAGCAGUAACCAGAGGCUUGAGGGCUUCCCCAGGCGGAUCCUGGAGGUUUUCCCAGCGAGUGUCCCUGGUGACCACCCCAUUGCACACCUGGACGCUGCAUACUACUCCUACAGCCACCAGGCCCUCUUCUUACUCAAAGGGCUGUUCUUCUGGCAGGUGGCAGGGGCUCAGGACAGAAGCAGGGACCCCUCCCUGCCCCACAACGCCCUGCUGCCCCACAGGAGAGUGGCCGAACAGUGGCGUGAUAUCUGUGACGUCCACUCCAGCAUACUGACCUAUAAAUGAGCAUUGCUUUGAAAAGCGUACAUUAUCAGCCUGAUUUUCAAAAGGGGCAGAGGGAAAAACAGGUCGCAAAACACCUUUGCGACACAGAGAGGUGGCAAAAUCUAUUUUCAAAAGUUGUAUAAGUCAGAGGUGCAAUUGAAUUUUAGGCUUUGCUCUUUUUUGAAAAUACACUUGCAUUACAGCUUGUUAAGCAAAUGAAAUUCAUAAUUGGUUAAAUUUUGCAAAUAACGCCUUGUUUUCAAAAGGUAAAAAACACUGAUGAGCCCACUUUAUACACCAAAAUACACUCGCUAAUUAAGACAUACCCCCUCUCGUGUCUUAUUUAAACUGCGACCGCUGACAGGGCUACUGCACUGUAAUCUACAAUGUAGGAUAUCGAAGCGCGGCCAAUUCUUCAACUGCAGCAUGAGACGGAAGGGAGGGAGAAAAAAUGACCCUACGGUAAACCCAGAAUAUUUCGUCCCCAUCAGACAUUUCUAGAUCUAACUGUGAAACAUGUUAUGCAUAGAUACAAAUUGGAGGCACUAUAACAGAGCAUUGUGAUCUGCUUAAGUCUGAUUUAGAAUCACAAACAGCCCCAGUCACGCCAUGCCUGUACCUGUAAAGGUUACAGUAGCCAUUCAUUUUCAGGCAACGGGUGCCAUCCAGACAACAGCUGGGGAGUGCCCCACCCACUCAAAACCUAUCCAUUCUAAAAAAACGUCUAUUCCCUGAGCUGAAGAAAAAACCUCCGGCCCCUCUGCUUCCAUUGAAUUUCUGCGAAUUAACCUCGACUCCAACUCUUACAAAGCCUCAUUCAUCGUUCAUUUCAUUUUUUACCGGAAGCCCUGCGCUCAAAACAUGAGCGCUUGUCUCUUCUUGGGCAUCUAAACUAUGCAAUGAGAAUCAUUCCGCAGGGUUGUUCUUUCAUUUUCUAUUUGCUGCAGCUCACUUCUUCUGCAAACUCACUUUAGGAUUCCAUUAUCCUAGACUGUUUCUGCUCUGAAUUACUCCUCUGGAAACUCCUCCUAAUCGAGUGGAACGGCAUUACUUUUUUUUUCGACAAUUGCUUGCUUUCCCCCGAAGAUGUUCAGCUUUUUACAGACGCCUCCCCGUCUUACGGCUUCGGAGGCUGUUUCAGAGGAAGAUGGUUUGCAGCUCCUUGGCCCCAGGAGUUUAAUUCUAUGCCCCCAUUUUGAUCAGUCAAUUGCUCUUUUUGAAAUGUAUAUGAUCACUGUAGCUGUUUUUCUGUGGGGCGCCGAAUGGUCAAAAAAGUCCAUAUUAAUUAAUUUAGAUAACUCCGCUGCAGUUCACUUUAUUAAUAAGCGUUGUUCAUCUUCUCCACAAAUUAUGAAAAUUCUACAAACAUGUUCCAGGUCAUUUAAAUAAUAUUGCUGACUCCCUCUCUUGUUUUUGAUUUUUUGAGAUUCAGACUCUUAGCUCCAGAAGCCGAUCCUCUCCCCACUCUGACCCCUACCUAUUCAGAACAUAUUUUUCUGUAAAUCACCCAAUACAUCCCCUCAUCCUUAAAGCCCAGGAAACUUUGCUUCACGGUAUCUCACCACACACCCUUGACUGGUCUAUCUGGUCCUGUUUUAAAAACGUCCACACUACCUUCAAUGUUCCAUUUCCCUCUUACUUCCUUUGAAACAGUCACAAAAAAGUGUCUUCCAUCAAAGUAGGUGCUUCAGCCAUUCAGUUUUUCAUAACCUCGGUGCUCCCAGCCAUAUUCUCACUAACUCUCAACUCUCCUUACUCCUCAAAGGGCUCCAGCGCUCCGAAGCGCCUUCCUCCCUCUUUGGUUUGCCUAUCACGUCAGAUAUUCUUUCUCGUGUAUCUUCAUUCUCAGAGCCGGGUACUUCUCUGCUUCACUCAAUAAAAAUCUCGAAGCUCUUUUUCUACUGGCUGUUUUGGAGUUUUAAGGUGCUCCGAGUUGACAGUCUCUUCUCAUUCCUUCAUUCCCUCUUUCACCCUUGCAUUAACGACCUGUCCAUUCUCUCUUCAGACACAAUUUCUUUUAACAUAAAAAGAAGUAAAACUGACCAAGAAAGCAAAAGCACUCUCGUCUUUUACUUCAAAUUGAAUCCUCACCUAAGUCCCUAUGAAUCCCUUCUCUCCUUCCCCUAUCUCCGAACUAUUCAGGGAGCCUCAAGUAUGGACCCCCCCCCCCUUUUUUUGAACGAAAAGAAAACUAUCGUCACUCGCAACUGGUUUAUUUACCAUCUUCGUCAGAUUCUGACCAGGUGUGGAUUCCCAGCAGACAAAUAUUCAGGCCAUUCAUUCAGAAUCGGAGCAGCCUCUUCAGCUUCCCGCCAAAGAGUCCCCGACCACCUAAUUAAACAGCUAGGGUGGUGGUCGUCCAAGGCAUAUUGGCUAUACAUCAGGACUAACACAGCAGAUCUCAGAAAAGCACUUAAUUCACUCUGGCCCUAGUUUCAGAGCGCCUUUUUUGGUGGGGGAGAGCUGCCUUGCAGCCAAUCAGACCUACAGCUGGUAUCAAUCAGUAAUCCAUCUCACUCUACUCCUUAUCUGCGGCAUUGAGACUUAUCUGGAUAUUAUUUUGGGGGUCUCCUGCCUCGUCUGAUGGCCAGGCAUGAGAUCUUCAAUCCAGAUAGGUGAAAUGCCAAAUUCGUUUUGUUUCAUUCCUCGCAUACUGCAUCAAUAAAAUUUUGUUUUUACCUAA